Messenger RNA from Closterium sp. NIES-67, 1974 nucleotides. The record is from the annotation of a GenBank genome assembly. Lineage: Eukaryota; Viridiplantae; Streptophyta; Zygnematophyceae; Desmidiales; Closteriaceae.
AUGUCUCGUCUCGCCUCAGGGCGAGCCGCUACUUAGAUCCCCGAGUCCUCCCCCAACCCCAUCGUCCGUCGCAUAAAAUCAUCGGCAUAGCUCCAAGCCGGCUGUCGGCCAUGUGUGUCGCAGCAGCGUCGCUCAGCGCUCACUUCUUAUCUCUCGCCGCGAGGCCGCGACAUUCCUUCAUCCGAUCGUUCAACCCGCUCCUCAACCCGCCUUUUGCCAGGCGUCGCGUCGCUGCACCCGCGAUCAGGUCCCCCUCCGUCGUGCGCGCCAUGGCAGAUUCGCUAAGGGCGGAUAGAGCGACCUCGCUAGAAGGCAGUGCGCGCGAUUCGACCCAAAUCCUGCCGUCCUGGGCGCAGAGAACGCUCUGUCCGGCCGGCGACGGUUGCGGCGACGGCGAGUGCGAACUGCUCCACGUGGACCCCACGUGGCGCGACGUGCUGGCGAGCCGACACGUGGCGCAAGGAGAGGGGAGGAGUAGCAGUAGUGCCAGACCGCGGCUGAUCGUGUGCGCGGGACCAGAGAGGUCGGGCUCCACGUGGCUGUUCAACGCUGUCCGUCUGCUUCUCGCCCACUCUGGCCAGCUGGCGCUCUCCUAUUGGCUGCACACCGUCACUGAGAGCAAGCUAAGGGCCAGGGGACUCACCGCACUGGGCAGCAGCGGACAUGGGGGGGAGGGGGGAGGAGGGGGUGGGGAAGGGGGGGAUAGGGAGGGCGGCAGAAUGGUAGUGGGGGAUGGAGUAGCGGUGCAGAUGGGUGGAGACGCAUGGGGAGGAGUGAACGUGGUGGUGAAGACGCACGAGUGGUCGGAGGAGUGGGAGGCUGGGGAGUGGACGAAGCAAGUGCUGGUGACUGAUCGCCAUCCCUGUGAUGUUGUUGACUCGUACCUCCGUGUCGGCUGGCUGCCCCACAGCAUGCCGCACAUCAAGGCACAUCUGCAGUCGUACCUGUCCGACCACCGCCGCUGGAAGCAGCACGCGGCUCUCGUCAUCCCCUUCCCCGCCAUCGUGCCGCCUGGGAGCGACUCUGAGCUGCACUGCCUCUCUCGCCUCGCCACGCUCCUGGGGCUAAACGUACAAGAGUCGGCGCAAGGGUCGGCGGAAGGGCCGGCGAAAGGGUCAGCUGAAGGUUCGGCGAAAGGGUCGGCUGUCGAGGUGACUGUAUGUGGUGCUGGACGAGGGCGGGGUGGUGGGAGGGCAGUGGAUGUGCGUGCCGUGUCAAGAGCCCUUGCCCAGCUCCCACUUCCCACAGGGUGGGGCCCUGACCCGGUCACCAAGCUGUGGCCGCGUCACAUCCGCUCGUCCCCCCACCCCAGCAGGCGAGCAGCAGCAACGGGGCUGACACGAGAGGAGCGGGAGGAGGUGCAGCAAGUUGUGUCAGUGUGGCUCACAGCACCUCCUAAGUAGACCCACCCGAGUGCCCAGCUGUGGCCAGGGAGCACCCUAGCAAGCUGGGGUCAGCAAGGGGUUUAACACGAGAGGAGCGAGAGGAGCGAGAGGAGUGAGAGGAGCGAGAGGAGCGAGAGGAGUGAGAGGAGCGAGAGGAGCGAGAGGAAAUGCAGCAGUUUCUGUGAGCGCUCACAGCACCUCAUAUGCAGCCUGAGGAUCAAAGCCAGGCUGUGGCCAGUGCACACCCUAGCAGGUGUGGGCCAGCAAAGGGGCGUGCAAAGCGGAGGUGCAGCAGUUUGUGUGUAUGCUCUCAGCCUGCCACUGUUGGAAAUAUCUCAAGGACUUAAGCGUUUCAGAAGUGUAACACUACACUCGAGGAAAGUCGUAACGGGUACGCGAGUCAACAGAGGUUACACGAGGGGACGGACAAAGAACACGAAAGGACUCGAAGGGUCGCAACCGGAGGUUGCGACUGACCGUUACAGCUGCAAGGAUGGUAACAGAACCGUCAAUCGAGUUGCUGUGCGACUCGAUAAACCGCUCUUUUAACUGUAUUCUACAACUGCUUUAAUUUCCUACUUUCUAUAUA